AUGACUGGCCACGUAUCUAAGUUUAACCGAAAACCUGAAGGUCGCUCGUCUUCGUUGGCCAAGAAGGCAGCUAAGAGGGCUAUGGCCAAAGUAAAUUCGAACCCAAAGAGAUCAUCGGCACAUUUGGAACGUGUGGUGCAAUCUGUAAAUGACGCCACUAAGAGAUUAUCCCAGCCCGAAUCUACCAUAAGUGUCGCUACAAAAUCGUCAAAGAGGAAAUCCAGAGACACAGUUGGCCCUUGGAAGUUGGGCAAAACUCUGGGGAAGGGAUCUUCCGGUAGAGUUCGUUUAGCUAAAAAUAUAGAGACAGGACAAUUGGCUGCCAUCAAGAUUGUCCCCAAGAAAAAGGCCUUCGUUCACCGUUCCAAUAACGGAACUGUUCCUAAUUCUUAUUCUUCUUCCAUGAUCACCUCUAAUGUAUCGUCUCCAUCCAUAGCGUCCAAAGAACAUAGUAACCAUACUCAAACCAAUCCGUAUGGUAUAGAGCGAGAAAUUGUCAUUAUGAAACUAAUAUCCCACGCCAACGUGAUGGCAUUGUUCGAAGUUUGGGAGAAUAAAUCCGAGCUAUAUUUAGUGUUGGAAUACGUUGAUGGUGGUGAGCUAUUUGAUUACUUGGUCUCGAAGGGAAAACUGCCUGAAAGGGAGGCGAUCCAUUAUUUCAAGCAAAUAGUGGAAGGUGUUUCCUUCUGUCAUUCCUUUAACAUAUGUCAUCGUGAUCUUAAACCUGAAAACCUAUUGUUAGAUAAAAAAAACAGGAAGAUUAAAAUUGCUGAUUUUGGUAUGGCGGCUUUAGAACUUCCUAACAAACUUUUAAAGACUUCGUGUGGCUCUCCGCAUUACGCGUCUCCUGAGAUCGUUAUGGGUAGGCCAUAUCAUGGUGGCCCAAGCGAUGUUUGGUCCUGCGGUAUCGUUUUAUUUGCACUGUUGACUGGGCAUUUGCCGUUUAACGAUGACAACAUCAAAAAGCUGCUGCUAAAAGUUCAAUCGGGCAAAUAUCAAAUGCCCAUGAAUCUCUCUGCUGAAGCUCGUGACUUAAUAUCAAAAAUACUGGUAAUCAAUCCAGAGAAAAGAAUAACCACCCAAGAAAUAUUAAAUCAUCCUCUUAUCAAGAAGUACGAUAACCUACCCAUUAAUAAAAUGAUCAGAAAGAUGAAGAGAGAUAAUAUGGCAAGAGGAAAAUCCAAUUCAGAUUUGCACUUGUUGAACAAUGUUUCGCCCUCUGUUGUAACUUUACAUUCAAGGGGGGAAAUUGAUGAAUCUAUCCUAAGAAGUUUGCAAAUUUUGUGGCAUGGAGUCUCUCGUGAGUUAAUCACUGCAAAGUUGCUUCAAAAGCCAAUGUCCGAGGAAAAAUUAUUUUAUUCACUACUAUUACAGUAUAAACAACGUCACUCAAUUUCAUUGUCCUUGUCGAACGAAAAAAAGAAGGUACCAAAGGAAAGUAGCAUGGAUGAAUCAAAAACAGGGAACACUUUUGAACUUCCCUAUGUCACGAACACAAGCGAUAAUGAUGUAAAAACUUCAUUCUCUUCAGAAGUACAUUCAGAAAAUAUUUCAGCAUUCAAUCCGAAUAACACUAACUCAAGCGUUGAUGCAGAAAUGAAUGCCCCAGUGUUGGCGCAGAAGUCUCAGUUUAGUAUUAAUGCUCUCAGUCAACCGGGAAGCGAUAAGUUCGAAGCAGAAGUUGUACCGCUGUCACCUGCAAUUCCUAUAUUCAACGCUUCUUCAUCCAGAGUUUUUCGUAACUCAUAUACUUCUAUUUCUUCACGUUCGAAGAGAUCGUUACGUCCGUCAAGUUCCAAAUUAUCAUUGUCCGCUUCAACUACUAGAGAAACUGUUCGUGAAAACGCAAUGCCUCUACCUCAACUGCAGAAAUCGCCUUCAAGAUUUUCCUUGUCAGGGAAGGCAGUUCAUCCUUCUCCCUCAAACAAAUCAUUACAUAAAUCACUUUCGAAGAAAAACAUCGCUCCAACUGCUACUGUUAGGAGAACACUGCAAAACUCGGCCUCAAAAAGAUCUCUAUACUCAUUACAGUCUAUUUCAAAACGUUCCUUGAACCUGAAUGAUUUAUUAGUAUUUGAUGAUCCUCUGCCCAGCAAAAUACCGGCCCCCGAAAAUGCAAGGGAGUAUGAGCCGCACUCUUUGGAAUCAGACUCCGACUUUGAGAUCUUAUGUGACCAGAUCUUAUUUGGAAACGCCUUAGAUAAGAUUCUUGAGGAGGAAGAGGACAAUGAAAGGGAAAAUGAUGGUCCAAGACAAGUAAGAGAUAAUACAAAACCCCCAACAAAAUCUAUCAUGGACCCAAAGGCGUCUAUGAGUAAGGAGAAUGAAGACCCGAAACGCCUCACCAAGGCUGAGAAAAACUCGUUUAAUCCAAUUGAAGGGGACUCACAGUCUUCUUCAUUUUCUCCUUUCCAAAAAGUAAAUACUCAAAAUCCGACCUAUUUCGAAUCUCAAAAGCCUAAAAGAACAGUUCUUUCAGAUAUUACGAACUCGUUUAAUGAAACCAAUAAACAAUUUUUGAAAAAUGAAGGCAUGAGAAUGAAAAAGAAGAAUCUUAUGGAACAACUGGAAAGAAAAAAUGAGCGUUUAUCAUCAGUCAAACCUAUUCAACCUCAAGAACUCCGUGUAAAUUCUUUGCCUGAUGAUCAAAAACCCCCAUCUUUAUCUUUAGAUCCUCGUCGCAACUUCUCUCAACCGGCGAACUCGAAGGUAGAAUCGCUGUUGCAAGGACUGAAAUUAAAAAAGGAUCCACCUCCUCACUGGACACACGAAGGAGGCUCCCUGUUUAUGAGUAGAAAUUCAGUGAAUGAAACCCCGCACAAUACUUUAGAUGAUUCAGUCGGAAGCUCACACAUUCCUUUAACUACCAUGGCGACAUCUUCGACAGAUCCCAGCGUUCUAGCGGAAUCUAGUACAAUUCAUAAGCCAAUGUUGUCCUUACCUUCCACCUUUUUGAACACCUCUAUGACGUUUAAAAACCUUAGUCAGAUCCUCGCCGAUGAUAGUGAUGAUAAACAUUUAAGUAUACCACAGAAUCAAUCUAGGAGCGUUGCCAUAUCGCACCCUCUGCGAAAGAAGUCUGCCAAGAUAUCUUUAACGCCACGAUCAAACCUGAACGCUAAUUUAUCCAUGAGGCGUAAUCAAAGCUCACCUGGAUCCUAUUUGAGCAACGAUCUGGAUGGAAUCUCGGAUAUGACAUUUGCGAUGGAAAUACCGACGAACACUUUUACGGCUCAGGCAAUUCAACUUAUGAAUAGUGGUUCCGGUAAUAAUAUAACUGGCGCAUCGCCAAAAAUAUCGUCGUUUACAAAUGCGAAAGAAACCAAAUCGGUCGACUACAUGCCGAAGGAAAACGAAACAGAUAAUAGUGAGAUUAAUAAUAUUCCAAAUUAUACUGUACCAAAUACUCGUGAUAAAGAGGGUAUUAAUAUCUUUGAGGAUGCUCCCUCUGAUGAAGGUUCAUUAAACACAUCUUCGGAGAGCGAUUCACAGGGAAGUGUACAUAGAAAAGCUGUGUCUAUCGACACAUUGGCAACCACAAAUGUCCUUACGCCAGCAACUAACGUUAGAGUAAGUCUUUAUUGGAAUAAUAAUAAUUCAGGCAUUCCUAGGGAAACUACAGAAGAAAUACUUUCAAAACUCCAAUUAUCGCCGGACAAGCCGCCGAACCCACACGUGCAAAAGAGAUUCUCCUCCACACGUGCUAGUCGUGAUAGCAAGGCAUUAGGCAUCUCCCAAAGUUUACAAUCAAUGUUCAAAGAUUUGGAAGAAGAUCAGGAUGACUACACCUCCCAAGCUGAUAUGCUUGCAUCGGAUUUGAUUAACCCAAAUCAAAGAUCAUCAGAAGAAAGCCCUAAACCAAAGCAAAGAGUAACGAUGCUUUUUGAUGAAGAAGAAGAAGAAUCUAAAAAAUUAGGAAUGCAAAAAAUAAAAAAGGAGCAUAUAAAGCUGGAUAAUAGAAUAUCCGAACAACCUGCUCAAGUUUCUUUGCUGCCACUUGUUAAUAAGGAAGGCCAUGCUGAUCUUACAGAAAAUGACCAUCUUGCAGUACCGGAACUCUCGUCAAGUAAGGUUACUAAAGACGGUGCUGUUAAAUCAAGUUCGCCUGUCAAUAAGAAAAAGCCAGUAAAUAUUGUAAAAAGUGUCAAAAAAUCUGAUGAUGGAGAUGCGCCCGUCAAUGAUAAAAAAAAUUGGUUUGUUAAACUAUUCCGAAAUCUUUCCUCUCAUAACAGUGGUACGAAGACAUCUAAAAAUCACGUAACGAAUAUCUCAUUUGAUGAUGCUCAUAUGCUGACAUUGAAUGAAUUCAACAAAAAUAGUAUUGACUACCAAUUAAAGACCAUAGAUCACAAGUUUGGCAAAAAAACCGUAGAAUAUGAAUGCAAAUUUGUAAAAGGCAACUUUAAAUUUAAAAUUAAAAUCAGCAGUCUACCCAAUGCUUCAACGGUUGUAACCGUAAAAAGAAGAAGCAAGCAUUCAAACACUGCCUCUGAUAAGGCUUUUGAAAAGUUCAAUGAUGAUGUAGAGAGAGUAAUUCAAAAUGCCGGACGUUCAUAA
Messenger RNA from Saccharomyces kudriavzevii IFO 1802, 4557 nucleotides. RefSeq names its product protein kinase HSL1 (gene HSL1). The coding region runs from base 1 to 4557 and encodes 1518 amino acids. Gene Ontology annotation, cellular component: cytoplasm. NCBI's taxonomy places the organism in Eukaryota, Fungi, Ascomycota, Saccharomycetes, Saccharomycetales, Saccharomycetaceae. The transcript has a single exon. Gene Ontology annotation, molecular function: protein serine/threonine kinase activity; ATP binding. Gene Ontology annotation, biological process: protein phosphorylation; intracellular signal transduction. The record is from RefSeq and is a predicted model, not a curated record.